Exaiptasia diaphana is the source of this 542-nucleotide messenger RNA. RefSeq lists its product as uncharacterized. The record is from RefSeq and is a predicted model, not a curated record. The transcript is spliced from 5 exons. Lineage: Eukaryota; Metazoa; Cnidaria; Anthozoa; Actiniaria; Aiptasiidae. The coding region runs from base 51 to 542 and encodes 163 amino acids.
AUUCCCACGUGCAGAUCUUGCUUCAAAUAUGAAGACGACGACGAUGAACGAUGCAGAAGUUGUGUAGCGUUVAACAGGAGACUUUAACUUCAAGCAAAAUGGCACAAGAGACACAGAGAGCUAGAGAAGACAAAAGUUCAAUUUUGAACCACAUCAAUGCACUUCUCGAUUCUGCUCUGGACCCAACACAUGCUGGCAAAGGUCUGUUCUGCUCGCCACAGCCUACACAAGGCCCAUUCGCUUACAGCAAUGCGUAUUUCGGCUCAUACUACCAAAUGACACCUCCAGACUCUCGAUCUGCCAGUCCUAUCAACCUUGAAGAGAAAACAGCUAUCGAAAGCUUGAUGCAUCCAGUGAUGACGUCCAAUCCAUUAGAAACACUAACUCCACCUGGAAGUAUCCCAUCAUCYCCUAUGGGAUUCCAUUCCCAUUUCAGUGGAUUUCCCUUUUCYCCACURACRCCAGAAAGUGAUGCAAGUCCUAUAAGGCCAUCCUAUAGUGGGGCCUUGAUGUCCAGGGACAAUAGAGCCAGGCAACACUAA